GGAUCUUCUUCGUCGUGACGUUGCUGUGUGUUGGGAGAAGGCGGUGAGAAACCGAGCAGCAGAAGUCAGCUGACCGGCGUGCUGGGACCCGUACACAAUAAAAAGAAGACGCCAUUUUUGUACGGGUCGAGGCAGGUGGAGACUGGAUUGUGCGGUCUGCAGGGUUUCCUGCCCAAGCCCUCCAGAAAACAGUAGCGAAUGAUUUGCCCUGCUCCUCCUGCUGCCUUAGGCUGAUGGCGUAAUGGCUAAAAAAUGGAACCCAAGUCGUCAAGAUUGCCCAGACGGAUAACUGUCCAGCCUUGCCCCUCCACGCCCCUAAGUGCUCAAAUGUUAAGAGCAGGCAGAAUAGGAGGCCACAAUGAAACCUAUCGGACGAGAGACAGUUCUCUGAGACGUGAGUCUGACUUUCAGGAUUCUAGCUCAUUGAGGACUUCAAGUCGAGACUGGACUGUUAGAGACAGGGAUAGCCACGAGCAUCCCUGGAAGGCUGCGUCGCCCACUUAUCAGCACUGCUCAGGGACAUAUGACCGCCCUUUAUCUGGGAGCUUCUUGGCAAACAGGAGCAGGGUUUCAACUGCAUCAUCGUCUCAGCCAUCCUGGCAUGAUACAUUGGAGAGGUCUCGGAGCACUUAUACUGGAUUGCAGAGUCAGCAGCAAGACUGGGACUCCAAGAGGCCAAAACUGUCUUAUUCUGGUUGUAACCCUCUACCCAGUGUAAAAAGCACCAGUUCAAGCUACAGUUCAACUCCAGAUUCAUCCAGCCGGUAUGGACGGCUACCUAGGACGACUUCAGUGAUGUUUCAUUCUGAUCUGACAAGGGAGCGUGAGAGAGAAAGAAGAGCUGACUCCCCUAUACAUGGACUUCUAGAUUAUGGACAUAGAAAUAGUGAUACAACACCUUCAUAUCUUCAGCACAGAGUUUCUUCAUAUGCACAGGGCGCACGACCAAAAGAAAACUCUCUAAGCACAGUUCGACUUAACACAUCUACGGACCGCCAGUUGCCUUCUCAGAGUUCCUCACUCAGAGAUUCAAGCAGGAGUUCAAGAUCGGUGACUUCUAGAGAUCUACGUUCUCCACAAACAGACAGCUCGUCUGAUUUUCCCCGUACUACGAAUAGAAAUGAAGGGUCUGCAAGGAUUGCAUCCGGAAGAGUAUCUCCUGUUCUGCAAAGACCUGUUGGUGACCAGACUACAGAUACUGAUGGCAGACGUACAACAAGGCACUUACUGUCACGCCUUGCAUCUAGCAUGUCUUCCACCUUUUUCUCUAGGCGGUCCAGCCAGGAUUCCCUUAAUGGAAGGUCAUCAGAUGCAGAAGAAGCACACUCUAGUUUACGCAAUGCUUCUCCUCAACCAAGUGCUGCCAAUACAGAUACACCAGAAAAUAGGCCUUCUGAACAAUCUCAGGGAUUUGCAUUUCUUAGGCGGCGGCGAUUGGGCUUGUCAACAGUGUCUCCAAAUCAAAGUUCUGACUCUGAUGCAGAAAGCUACAGGUCAGAAGACUCUGAUACAAGGACUGCUGGAUCAUGGCUUCCUUCGUCUCUUAGGAAUAGGUGCACGCCUCUCUUUUCUAGGAGAAGACGGGAAGGAAGAGAUGAAACUGCCAGAGCAUCAUCUACCUCUGACUCCAGUCGCAUACACAAUCCUUUCAGAAGGGCUUCUCAAGAAAGCACCACAUUAGAUGAAGCACAAACUAUUCCUCAGAGAGCUGCUGCAGUGAAUGCUAACUCAUCAACCAUAUCUGCAGAUUCUCCUAGUGGCACUGCAAAUACUUCUAUAGCAGACUCCCUCUUCAAUAGGAGAAAUUCAGGGAUUUCGGGCAUGCUUCCCAGCUCCUUUUUACACUUCUCUGUGCCAGCUGCACUAGGAAACUCCUUAUCGGACAAUGUCAUGAUAACCGUAGAUAUUGUUCCCUCAGGUAGGACAAGUGAUGGACAAGAAAGUGAAAAAUCAGAAGGCUCAAGGGAUCCUGAGAAACUCAAGAGAAUUAAGGAAAGCCUCCUACUAGAGGACUCAGAAGAGGAAGAGGGUGACUUGUGCAGGAUCUGCCAGACUGGAACGUCCACUCCAGCCAAUCCCUUUAUUGAGCCAUGUAAAUGCUCUGGUAGUCUCCAGUAUGUACAUCAGGACUGUAUGAAGAAAUGGCUACAUGCUAAAAUCAAUUCUGGUUCUAGUCUAGAAACUAUAACUACAUGUGAGUUGUGUAAGGAGAAGUUGGAGCUGAACCUGGAGGAUUUUGACAUCCAAGAAUUGUACCGGGCGCAUGCAAAUGAGAGGGCUGAAUAUGAAUUCAUAAGCUCUGGACUGUACUUGGUUGUAUUACUCCACCUGUGUGAACAGCGUUUCUCUGACAUGUUGGGAGCAACUAAUGAAGCAAACACUCGGGUCAGAUUCAUAAACCUUGCUAGGACACUCCAAGCACACAUGGAAGACCUUGAAACUUCAGAAGAUGAUUCAGAGGACGAAAGGGUUUGAGAACACUUGUGGGACACGAUGCGACUCCUGCAGGCUUACAGCUGAUCCAUCUGCAGACGUGCUGCAUUUAUUAAAAAUUUUCUGCUUGUCAUGCCUAUUAAAUCACUCACAGUAUCUCGCCCUCUAUUCACUUGUUGCACUUGCUGAUGAGCAAUCUUCUAAUACAGAAUCUGUGAAAAAGAACUAGACUGGCAUUUAACCUGUGCUACAUGCCUUUCUUUCUUUCUUUCUUUCUUUCUUUCUUUCUUUCUUUCUUUCUUUCUUUCUUUCUUUCUUUCUUUCUUUCUUUCUUUCUUUC
Pseudophryne corroboree (corroboree frog) is the source of this 2773-nucleotide messenger RNA. It is a transcript of the gene MARCHF7, whose product is annotated as membrane associated ring-CH-type finger 7. Gene Ontology annotation, molecular function: zinc ion binding. The coding region runs from base 253 to 2475 and encodes 740 amino acids. The transcript has 12 exons. The record is from RefSeq and is a predicted model, not a curated record. NCBI's taxonomy places the organism in Eukaryota, Metazoa, Chordata, Amphibia, Anura, Myobatrachidae.